UGCAGCAUUACCAUCUUCGGUAAUUGUUUCCGUAUUUCUCGGUAGGACGAAUUCGAAAUCGCUAUGUCUGGAAGAGGUAAAGGUGGUAAAGCGACUGCUAAGCAGACGAAGAAAUCCCGAUCUACUCGUGCUGGCUUACAGUUUCCAGUCGGCAGAGUUCACAGAAUGUUACGUGUGGGUAACUACGGCGAGCGAGUAGGAGCUGGUGCUCCCGUAUAUAUGGCAGCUGUUAUGGAAUACUUAACCGCUGAAGUUCUGGAGCUAGCUGGGAAUGCUGCUCGAGACAAUAAGAAAACGCGAAUUGUUCCCAGGCAUUUGCAACUUGCAAUUCGUAAUGAUGAGGAGUUAAAUACCUUACUCGGGAAGGUCACAAUAGCUCAAGGAGGAGUGCUACCAAACAUCAAUAACGCUCUCCUGCCAAAGAAAUCCACCGAACCUACCAAAAAGUCACAAUCCCAAGAGUAUUAAUGUAUUUUCCUAUUAACAGAUUUCAAAUUAUAUGAUAUUUACCU
Messenger RNA from Heterobilharzia americana, 512 nucleotides. Lineage: Eukaryota; Metazoa; Platyhelminthes; Trematoda; Strigeidida; Schistosomatidae. The record is from the annotation of a GenBank genome assembly.